This is a messenger RNA of Onychomys torridus (southern grasshopper mouse), 1990 nucleotides long. RefSeq names its product vasodilator stimulated phosphoprotein (gene Vasp). The transcript is spliced from 14 exons. Gene Ontology annotation, biological process: actin polymerization or depolymerization; axon guidance; neural tube closure. Gene Ontology annotation, cellular component: cytoskeleton. Gene Ontology annotation, molecular function: profilin binding; actin binding; SH3 domain binding. The record is from RefSeq and is a predicted model, not a curated record. NCBI's taxonomy places the organism in Eukaryota, Metazoa, Chordata, Mammalia, Rodentia, Cricetidae. The coding region runs from base 513 to 1643 and encodes 376 amino acids.
CACACCUUCCCCCCGAGGGUGGGGGGCGGAGAGGGUGGGGCCCGGCCUCAGAAGCGCGACCCGGGGAACGCCGGACGUGCCGAAGUGUUACUUAAAGGUGGAAAUUGAUGAGAUCCCUUGCUUAACCAGAGGGCCUCCCCGUCCCCCCUCCUCCCCAAAAAACUGGGCAGAAGUCCACGGAGCGAGUAGGACGCGAGAACCUGCACCCGCAGAUCUCUACCUAAGAAUUCAAUAGUGGAGACGGCUAGAGAUCAAAGAAAGGCCCCUUCUCUUCCACCACGCUUCCCCGUCCAACUCGGGGGGACCUCAGUCCAUCAGAGCAGCAGAGGGAGGAGGCGCGCGAGGACCCGCCCCGGCCCGGUCCACGUUCUCCCCAGGAAGCUGGACUCUAUGGGGCGGGACCCCGAGAGAGACUGAGCAGAACCUGGAGCCAGCCCCGCACCCUUGCACUUCCAACCAGGGGCGCCCCGGGAGCACUCCCCGUGGGCGCGCCGCCCGCCCUCCGCGCAGCCAUGAGUGAAACGGUCAUCUGUUCCAGCCGGGCUACCGUGAUGGUCUAUGAUGACAGUAAUAAGCGAUGGCUUCCCGCUGGCACCGGUCCCCAGGCCUUCAGCCGAGUCCAGAUCUACCACAACCCCACUGCCAACUCCUUCCGAGUCGUUGGCCGCAAGAUGCAGCCGGACCAGCAGGUGGUUAUCAACUGUGCCAUCAUCCGGGGUGUCAAGUACAAUCAGGCCACUCCCAUCUUCCAUCAAUGGCGGGAUGCCCGUCAGGUCUGGGGCCUCAACUUCGGCAGCAAGGAGGACGCAGCGCAGUUUGCAGCCGGCAUGGCCAGCGCCCUAGAGGCCUUGGAAGGAGGUGGGCCUCCCCUGGCCCCAGCACCCCCUGCCUGGUCUGCACAGAAUGGCCCCUCCCCAGAGGACCAGGAGCAACAGAAAAGGCAGCCUGAGCACGUGGAGCGCCGGGUCUCUAACGCAGGAGGCCCCCCUGCUCCCCCAGCGGGAGGUCCACCUCCACCUCCAGGACCUCCCCCUCCUCCAGGUCCCCCUCCACCCCCGGGUCUUCCCCCCUCAGGGGUAUCAGCUGCAGGUCAUGGAGCAGGGGGAGCCCCGCCCCCUGCACCCCCACUCCCUACAGCACAGGGCCCCAGUGGUGGGGGUUCCGGGGCCCCAGGCCUGGCUGCUGCCAUUGCUGGAGCCAAACUCAGGAAAGUGAGCAAGCAGGAGGAGGCCUCUGGGGGGCCCUUGGCCCCCAAAGCUGAGGGUACUCGAAGCACUGGCGGGGGGCUUAUGGAAGAGAUGAACGCCAUGCUGGCCCGGAGAAGGAAAGCCACACAGGUUGGAGAGAAGCCCCCCAAAGACGACUCAGCCAGUCAGGAGGAGCCAGAGGCCCGAGUCCCCGCCCAGAGUGAAUCUGUGCGGAGACCCUGGGAGAAGAACAGCACAACCUUGCCAAGGAUGAAGUCAUCAUCUUCUGUGACUACCUCCGAGGCCCACCCCUCUACCCCCAGCUCCGGGGAUGACUCUGACUUGGAGAGGGUGAAGCAGGAGCUUCUGGAAGAGGUGCGGAAGGAGCUGCAGAAGAUGAAAGAGGAAAUCAUCGAAGCCUUUGUCCAGGAGCUGAGGAAGCGGGGUUCGCCUUGACCACGGGGAGCCAGAAGACCCAUUUCUCCUUGCGCGCUUCCCGCUGGCGCCUGCUUCCCCUGCCUCAUCUUGACAGUCCACCAGAAGGCAUUCUCCCCCCACUGGGUGUGGCUUCCUGGUGCCAUGGCCACACCCAUGCUGGCUGCUGAUUGGCUAAGGAGGUCCUGCCCCUUUGUACCCUUUGGUCCUUCCCCUCUGCCAUCCCCUUGGGGCUGGUUCCUCUGCUGGGGAUGUACUGGUAACCCCACAGUGAGGAAGGAAGGAGGGAUCUCACCUUCCCUUGUUCUGGAUUCACUUUAACGCUUUAAUGCCUUGGAUUUUUUUUUUUAAAGAAAAAAAAAAAAAAA